Messenger RNA from Drosophila nasuta, 1177 nucleotides. RefSeq names its product eukaryotic translation initiation factor 3 subunit i (gene eIF3i). Bases 112 to 1092 code for a protein of 326 amino acids. Gene Ontology annotation, biological process: cytoplasmic translational initiation. NCBI's taxonomy places the organism in Eukaryota, Metazoa, Arthropoda, Insecta, Diptera, Drosophilidae. The transcript is spliced from 3 exons. The record is from RefSeq and is a predicted model, not a curated record. Gene Ontology annotation, cellular component: cytoplasm; eukaryotic translation initiation factor 3 complex, eIF3m. Gene Ontology annotation, molecular function: protein binding; translation initiation factor activity; RNA binding.
AACAACCCUGUAUUUAGCUUGUAAUUCGCUCGCUCUUUUUGACGUUUGUGCUGCGUGGAUAUUGCAGAAAUUGUUUUGUUUUCUUGCAAUAAAUCUUAAAUAAAUUACAAAAUGCGUCCGUUGAUGCUGCAAGGCCACGAGCGUUCCAUAACGCAAAUUAAAUACAAUCGCGAGGGUGAUCUGCUCUUCUCCAGCUCCAAGGAUCAGAAACCAAAUGUUUGGUACUCCCUCAACGGUGAACGUCUGGGAACUUAUGAUGGACAUCAGGGCGCUGUAUGGUGCCUGGAUGUGGAUUGGGAGAGUCGCAAGCUUAUCACUGGUGCCGGCGAUAUGACCACCAAGAUCUGGGAUGUGGAGUACGGCUCAGUGAUUGCUUCGAUUGCGGCCAAAUCUUCGGUGCGCACGAGCAACUUUAGUUUCUCGGGAAAUCAGGCGGCUUAUUCAACUGACAAGGCAAUGGGACAGAACUGUGAGCUGUUCAUCAUUGAUGUGCGCAAUGCCGAUUCAACAUUGUCGGAGCAGGCGCCUACACUGCGCAUUCCUAUGGUGGAGUCCAAGAUCACGUCGAUGUUGUGGGGACCUUUAGAUGAGACCAUCAUAACAGGUCACGACAAUGGCAACAUUGCCAUCUGGGACAUACGCAAGGGACAGAAGGUCGUGGAUUCGGGCACCGAUCAUACCGCUGGCAUCAAUGAUAUGCAGCUGAGCAAGGAUGGUACCAUGUUUGUCACCGCUUGCAAGGACACCACAGCCAAACUUUUCGAUUCCGAAUCGCUGAUGUGUCUGAAGUCGUACAAAACUGAGCGACCUGUUAAUUCGGCUGCCAUUAGUCCCAUCUUGGAUCAUGUGGUGUUGGGUGGUGGUCAAGAUGCUAUGGAGGUGACCACAACGUCCACAAAAGCAGGGAAAUUCGAUUCACGAUUCUUCCAUUUGAUCUACGAAGAGGAAUUCGCCCGUCUUAAGGGUCACUUUGGUCCCAUCAACAGUUUGGCUUUCCAUCCGGAUGGCAAGAGCUAUGCAUCGGGCGGUGAAGAUGGUUUUGUGCGUGUCCAGACAUUUGAUAGUACAUACUUUGAGAACUUUUUCGAGUAGUAGUCUAAGUUCCUGAGUGUUCCAAGUAGUUUUUUAGCGUCUAGCAACAACAUGUUCUUUCAAAUAUACGCGAGAACAAGACGAA